Adineta steineri is the source of this 1146-nucleotide messenger RNA. Lineage: Eukaryota; Metazoa; Rotifera; Eurotatoria; Adinetida; Adinetidae. The record is from the annotation of a GenBank genome assembly.
AUGCUUGUAUUUGGAAAUGUUAUUAAUACAUUUACUGAUCAUUCAUUUGGCUUAUGUAUAUUGAAUUUAACAAAUAUAUCUUUUCAAUAUUGUCCAUCAGAUGUACAAUUAACAUCAACAAUUUUUUAUACAUCAUCAUCAUUAUGUAACUUAACUGAUUUAAAUAUAACAAACUCAAUAAAUUUCAAAGAACAAAUUCGAAAACAAUCUUUAUGUAUGGUAGUCUUAGGUAGUUGUAUGCUUUUAAUUGGUUAUCUUCAAAUAUCAUUUUCAAAUAUAGCAGCCGAAAGACAAACACGAAUUAUUCGACAGAAAUUAUUUCGAUCAAUUGUUAAUAAACAAAUAAUUUAUUUUGACAUGAAUAAAACUGGUCAAUUAAGUAUAAGAUUAACAGAUGAUAUUAAUAAAAGUCAUGAUGGUAUUGGUGAUAAACUUGCAUUAGCAGCACGAUUUAUUGCUUCAUUUAUUUCUGGCCUUGCUCUUAGCUGAUAUAAACAAUAUUUAAAUGAAGUAAAAGAACGUGGAAUAAGAAAAAGUGCAGCUUAUGGUUUGAGUAUAGAUGUUUUGCAGCUCAUUCUCUAUUGCUCAUAUACAUUAGGUAUAUUAUUUACGAUUAAACUUGAAAAAAAUUUAUUUAUCUAUUUAAAAAAAGGUUAUUGGCAUAGAUCAGAAUUAAUUCAACUUGGAGAAUAUGAUAUUGGAAAAGUUAUGAUUGUAUUUAUGACAAUAUUAGUAUCUCUUUUUGAUUUGGGACAAGCUAAAAGUGUUGCAUCAUUUGUAUGGAAUAUUAUUGAUGAACCGUCAACAAUUGAUAGUGAAACAAUUGUAUUAAUUGGUUCAUCUGGUUCAGGUAAAUCAACAUGUAUUCAAUUAUUACAAAGAUUUUAUGCUUUGAAUUCUGGUUCAAUACUAAUUGAUGAUAAUGUAAUAAAUAAAUAUAAUUUAAAAUGGUUAAGACAAAAUCUUGGUGUUGUUAGUCAAGAACCAAUUUUAUUUCCAACAACAAUUCGUGAAAAUAUUUUAUUAGGUUUUGAUAAAGUAACCGAUGAAGAAAUUUAUCAAGCAGCUAAAAUGGCGAAUGCACAUGAAUUUAUUAUGAAUUUACCACAACUGAUUUAUUUUAUUAUUUUGAUAUUUAGCUACUAG